This is a messenger RNA of Sceloporus undulatus (fence lizard), 5221 nucleotides long. RefSeq names its product twinkle mtDNA helicase (gene TWNK). Gene Ontology annotation, molecular function: single-stranded DNA binding; 5'-3' DNA helicase activity; ATP binding. Lineage: Eukaryota; Metazoa; Chordata; Lepidosauria; Squamata; Phrynosomatidae. Gene Ontology annotation, cellular component: mitochondrion. The transcript has 5 exons. The record is from RefSeq and is a predicted model, not a curated record. Bases 1055 to 3061 code for a protein of 668 amino acids. Gene Ontology annotation, biological process: mitochondrial DNA replication.
GAAGGGCUCUUGCUGAUAGGCGCUCCCCGGAAGUGACGUCCCUCCCCGCGUCGUCGGCAGUGUUGUUGUUGUUCCGGGGUCGGGAUCAUGGCGCGCUCCCUGCAGCUGCACGUGGGAGGGCUCUGAACUGGGCAGGGGCAGGCUUGCCAUGGGGACCCGCUGGCCUUCGUAGCACCAGCUGCUAGUCCUUUGCAGGGCUCCCUGGCGGCCUUAAGGCGCUGCAGGGCGGGGACCUGGAGAGGGGAGUCCAGGGAUGGCCUGGCUCUGAGAGGGGGUGGUUCACUUGGGAGGAGAGCUUGGCAAGGAGGCUGGGGGGAUCUUGGGGCUCUGGCAAGUUGGAAUGAGGCCCCAGAUUUGUGGAGUUGGGUGGGUCUGGUGAAUUGGGAAGAGGUCCCAGAUUUGGGAAUUUGGGGCUCUGACUAGUUGGAAUAAGGUCCAGGAUUUGGGAAACUGACAAGGUCUCAGAUUUGGGAGUCUGGCAAAUUGGAAUGAGGCCCCAGAUUUUGGGAUUUUGGGGUCUGGCAAAUUAUUAUUAUUAUUAUAUUACAUUUAUUUAUAUAUUGCCGUAGGCUUUACAUAGCACUUUACAAAGGAGGAAAACAUUGGAAUAAGGUCCUAGAUUUGGGGGGUCUAGUAAAUUGGAAUAAGGCCCCAGAUUUUUUUUUCCAGGGGUGUCUGGCAAAUUGGAACAAAGUCCCAGAUUUGAGGGGGUCUUUCCAAUUGGAAUAAUGUCCCAGAUUUGGGGUUUUGGGGGUCCUGAAUUUGGGGUUCUGGCAAAAUUGGAAUAAGAUUCCAUAUUUGGAGGUCCAGGAAAUUGAAAUAAGGUCCUAGAUUUGGGGGUUUGGUAAAUUAGAAUAAAGUCACAGAUUUGGGGGUUUGAAGGUCUGGCAAAUGGGAGUAAGGUUGCAGAUUUGGGAAUCUGGCAAAUUGGAAUAAGGUCCCAGAUCAUGGAGUUUGAAAAUUAUGGAGGUUCCAGAGCAAGGGAAGGGAUUUAGUAUGCCAACCAGGCGUAUGGGUAUAUUGGGCAUUAUUUUGCCACUUAUAUAGGGGGAAAAUGUGGCUCCCGAUAUAUUCCAUGCGACAUUGGUGCUUUCGUGGUCGGUGGAUCCUUGCAGGCAGCCAUGCUUGCAGGCACUACAAGAAGGAGACGCUCCCCUCACCAGAGGGGCCAGUCCCACCUGCCUCAGUUACAGAGAUCCGGCAGUAUCUCAGGGCGCAGGAGAUCCCCUUUCAUGAUGGCUAUAGCUGUAUUCACGUACCCAGUAUUUUUGUCGAGGAGCAGCAGCAGGUUCGCCAUAGCUACACACUCUUUAUUGACAAGACCACAGGCCGCUUCGUCUGCACAGCCACACUGGUUGAAGGGGACUGGCAGGACUUCCAGGCCAGUGUAGAGUUGCGGCAUAAAGGGGUGGCCCCAGGUGGGCUGGAAAAUAUAGAUGAGCCAAGAGACUAUGCUGGGGAAGAUGCCAGGCAUAUCUGGGAGCGAGCCAUGCCCCUCUGGGAACUGCUUGAUGAGCAGGAGACCCAGGUGGCUAAGACUAUGUUUGGAAUUUCCAAUGUGUCAAAUGCUACUCUGAAACGUUUUGGUGUGCGUUAUCUACGGACCGCUCAAACCUUGGUGUUCCCGUGGUUCAGCCCUCGUGGUACCAGCCUGAAGGGCUUAAAACUUCUGGGAGUUGAGCGACAAGGAGAGACAGUACACUAUGUGGAGAAUACCCUACCUCGCCCAAGUGCCUAUCACAACCUCUUUGGGCUGCCACUCAUCAGCCGGCGGGAUACAGAAGUGGUACUGACUGGCCGGGAGCUAGAUACUCUGGCAUUGUACCAAGCGACUGGGCUACCCACUCUGGCUUUGCCCCGUGGGAUCUCGUGCCUCCCCCCAGGCCUUCUCCCCUACCUAGAACAGUUCAAGCGGAUCACACUGUGGCUAGGAGAGGAUCUCCGCUCCUGGGAAGCUGCCAAGCUGUUUGCUCGCAAAUUGAGCCCUAAGCGUUGUUCUUUGGUGCAGCCGAGUGACCAGCAACUGCAGCCCUUAGACGCAUUCUCCCGUGGCUUGAACCUCACCAAGAUUCUGCGUUCAGCCCUACCAGCUGGCCACAAGGCCAUCAUUUCUUUUCGUCAGCUACGAGAAGAGGUCUUUGGGGAGCUAGCCAAUGUGGAGCAGGUGGCAGGAGUCAAAUGGAGUCGUUUCCCAGAACUAAACAAGCUCCUCAAGGGCCACCGGAAGGGAGAACUCACUGUCUUCACAGGACCAACAGGCAGUGGGAAGACAACCUUCAUCAGUGAAUAUGCCUUGGACCUCUGCACACAAGGGGUGAACACUUUGUGGGGUAGUUUCGAGAUCAACAAUGUGCGCUUGGCCAAGAUCAUGCUUACUCAGUUUGCCAUGGGGCGGCUGGAAGAACAACUGGAAAAAUUUGAUGAAUGGGCAGACAGAUUUGAGGAUCUUCCACUCUACUUCAUGACUUUCCAUGGGCAUCAGACUAUCAAGGCAGUAAUUGAUACCAUGAGGCAUGCUGUGUACAUGUAUGAUAUCAGUCAUGUUAUUAUUGACAAUCUUCAGUUCAUGAUGGGCCAGGAGCAACUCACAGUGGACAGGCUUGCUGCACAGGACUACAUUGUGGGUGCCUUCCGAAAGUUUGCCACGGACAACAGUUGCCAUGUAACUCUGGUCAUUCACCCCAGGAAAGAAGAUGAAGAAAGAGAACUACAGACAGCCUCAAUAUUUGGGUCUGCAAAGGCCAGCCAAGAGGCAGAUAAUGUGCUGAUCCUGCAGGACAGGAAGUUGGUUACGGGCCCAGGCAAGCGCUAUCUACAGAUCUCCAAGAAUCGUUUUGAUGGUGAUGUGGGAAUUUUCCCCUUGGAGUUCAGCAAAGUCUCCCUCACUUUCUCCACUCCCAUCAAAGGCAAAGCAGCCAAGUUGAAGAAGGUGAAGGAUGACAAUGGUGUGCCACUUAAGAAAGCUCCUGCAGGGGCUAGCGGGCCUUCAAAGAAGCAACGGUCUCAGCCACCCAGCAGCACAACCCCAGGGGCCUCCCCUGAUGAACCUGUCAAAUCAUGAGGAGAAAUAGAACAUGAUUUCAAAAGAAUUGGAAGCCAGCAAAAUCACUGCUCCCUCGCCUGAUUAUGAAAGAAGUAAUUGGAUUAGAUCAAUGGUUGGGUUGUUUCUGCUUAUUUUUAGCUAUUCACUGUUGGAAUGAAGUGUGAGAAAUUUUGGAGUGAUACAUGGACAGUAGCAGGAUUUGUAAUACCCUCUACUAUCAAGUAAUAAUCUGGAGAGGAAAUGGGGACUUCUUCCCAUUUCCAUCCAAGAGGAGACGAGUGGACAAACAUGUAUAUCCACCAUAAGGCAGAAUGUAUGCCUUCAGCCUGGCCUCUGGACACCUCCAGUUAAUAUUCAGUUACUGCAAGCAACUGGCAAUACAGCAAAAAAUGAACAUCACUGUUGGAAUGUUGUUUAUAUGACUCCUGCAUUAAUAUCUGAACAAAAUAAAGAUUUGUUGCAAAUCUGUAAGGUUUUACAUUGCUAGCCUGAGAUUAAAGAUGCCAGCUGGACACUUUUACACCAUACUUUAAUCAGACAGCCAUGGAUUCUAGGAGUUCAGUUUAAAAAUGUAAUGCUUAAGCUCUGAUAACAGCUGUAUUGCAAGACCAGUGGUUAAAACUUUAACAUUGUGAGAAAAGUUUUGUUUUCCUUUCUGAUCCAGGUUUUCAGUGGCAGGAUGGUAGGUUGCACUCAAGAGGAAUCAGUGAAGCCUAGAUGUGAAGGAACCAUUGAGUCAGGCCAGGUAUUGACAGAUCUGUCUGAGAUCUGAACUACAGGGUUAGAAUAAAUUAUUAGCUUGAAGACAUUCAGGCUGAAAUACCCUGACUGCAAAGUAUUUCUUUCAUAUGUAUAUGUUGAGCUCUGGGUUAGAACGUUAAACCCAGUGUGGAUUAUAGUGAGGAGUCUGCUUGAAGGAAGUAAAUCCCACAUUAUAUGUUUCAAAGGUGGCUCUUGUAAAGUUCCCAUUCAGAAAAGUAGUUUCGCUUCAUUGAAAAACUCUCAAAAUGAUUAAUGGUUUUCUCAUACAUUUCAAUUAAAACUUUUCAAUUGAUUUUUUAUCCUUGCAGUUCCCUGUACCUUUCUUAAUUUAAGGACUGCAACUGUAGAAAAUCUGCAUCCAGCAUAUUUCAGUUUAGGGUACAAGUGGAGACUUUUCUGGCUUUCCAGAGGUUUUGGACUGCAACUAUCACAAUCCCAUCUGCCAUACUUCAUGGGACUGGUGGGAGAUUUAAGCCAAAUCUCCAGUCCUCAUGUGUCUGAAAAAAAAUAGAUUAAAAACAGAUUCUUGGAAAUUGUUCCACUGUAGGAAAUGCUGCUUUUUGAAAUCUGAUUUCAAAAAUUACUGAAAUGCAUAUACCUGUAGGGACUGACUUGAGAAUCAAGUGUAUUCCUUCAGCAGUUUCAUCAUUAAUGAUCUGUGGGACUCUUCUGUGGAGGAAUCUAAACUGAUAUUUGACAUUGACUGUAAUUCAGUGUGACUUUAUACACAUCCCAAGAGGCAGAACCUCCAUAUUUUAACAGUGUUUGAAAUAAUAUAUGCAAGGUUUAGAAAUUAUGGGUUAAUUGACAUUUUGUUGGAUGUUGUGUCAUUUAUUUAAUUAUUUAAAAAAUUAUUUGUACUUCAUGUCUGAUGAUUUCCAUAUUGUCCACAAGAGGUCACCCUGUCUUUUGUUUUCCACACGUUUUCAAAUGCUAGGUUUUACAGGAUGGCAUGUUGUCUGACUUUCAUAUUUACCCACAGUUCCUCCAUAGAAUGCCAAACCUUGGCAUACUGCUUUCAGCUCUGAAAUCUUGGAAACCAGAGCCUGCAACCACUGAGACAUUAAAAUAGAAGUGCUACAAAUCACCUAAGUGUGCAGCCUGAAAUUUUCUGGAUUUAAACAAUCACUGAUAGAUAUUCAACCACUCGCUGUUAAAAAUAGUCUAGGAACAUUGCUUGCAUAACCUUCCGAGACUUUUAAAAUUGGAAGUCUCCUUAUUUCCUCCCAAAAACACACAAAAGAGCAUCUUAAGCCUGUUCACUGCUUGUCCUGGUCUCUGUAGUAUUGGUAUGAAUAUUUUCUCCUCUUUUUUAGAGUAACAUUUUUAGAUAUUUCAUAAAUAAAUCCUUGCCAUCAAUUGCUUAUUUCCUUAUCUCAAUAUAUGCUAAUAAACAUCUACCCCUUCCUCAAAAUA